Mustela erminea (ermine) is the source of this 9304-nucleotide messenger RNA. RefSeq names its product von Willebrand factor A domain containing 3A (gene VWA3A). The transcript is spliced from 36 exons. Bases 5472 to 8987 code for a protein of 1171 amino acids. The record is from RefSeq and is a predicted model, not a curated record. NCBI's taxonomy places the organism in Eukaryota, Metazoa, Chordata, Mammalia, Carnivora, Mustelidae.
CUGAUGCAGUAUACAGUGUGUAUAUAUGUGUGUGUGUGUGUGUGUGUAUGUGUGUGUAAAUUUAUAUACACACACAUACAAACAGUUCCUGGAAGAGAACUCUGAAUGCUUUGCUAGCAAAACACUGUGGUGUGCAAACCUAGAACUCAAUAGAAAAAAAAAGCCAUUUAUCUGAAGGCUGCAUAGUGGAGAGAGUCUUCAGUUUACCUCAUUCUUUGUAGCAGCCCUUGAUUUUAACAGGUUUUGUAAUAGGUACAAAUAAUCCCAUACCUUUCUAGGUCCAAUUUUAAGUUAAGCUAAAAUUCUUUGUAGGAUUAAUUUAUUUGUAUAUGAUAGUAGAAGGUAAGAUCAUGUAAAACCUUAUAAUUUGGGGGAUCUGACACUAUUUAAAUUAUUGGCAACUGUCAUCUGUUGUACAGGGGUUCUCUUUUUCUACCGGCUCUGUCUGUUACAUCAGUAAUGCAUUUUCUAUGUUCAAGCACACAACUUUACAUAAACACAAAGUUCACUAGUAAGAUCAAUUUAUAAUACUUUGGCUGUCUACAACACUAACUGCACUCUGCUAUAAAAACUAAAUGUAUGUUCUUUUCAUGUAAGCAUUAUUAAUAUAUCUCCUUUACCAAAAAACCUGAGCAAUACAGUAUUUUCUUUAUAUGCUAUAUGCCUUUGUUUGCUUAAAAGCUAACAUUUUUGCAUUUACUUUAAAGGGCUGUACUAAACCCACAGCUUUACGUUUUCUCCUAGAAGCAGCAUUGCAGCUAAACCCCGAAUCCACAAAUAGUUUUAAAAUACGGUAUUUCUCUUCUCCACAUUUCCAUGCUUUCAUAUCAGUGCUUAGUUCUUUUUCCAGAUGAACACUAUAGAUAAUCUCCUGUUUGAAAUGUGGGGCAGGAGGCUCUUUCUUGGCAAUGGAGCUAAGUUUUUCUCCUUUCUAGUGAAACAGCAACCCAAAUGUCCCUAUUAGUAGAGCUCGAGUCCCAUGUAGUCCAUGCUUCACACAAACAGAAACGAAUGCACUGUUGUUUUGAAAGCUCAAUUAUAAAUUAUAAAAGGGUUACUUCAUAAAUGGGGCUGCCUCCUCAGAUAUUCAGAGUAUAAGAUGGAGGAGCCUGCUGUGUUUCACACUGGCUUGUUUGAUGUUCAUAUAUCUUACUGUUAAUUCAACAGUAUUUUAUUGUGAAAGAAAACCCCAGUGUUUCAGCUCACUCAGGAGUCAGGGUAAGAGGUGAACCACCACUGUCGUGCAUUCCUUGAGUGUUCUGAGGGAAGGUCACACUUUUCCUUCCCAGGGUCAAAGAAACCUUUGGGAAAUGACUGAAGGAGACUAUUUUUCCCAAGUAUUAUGAUGUCUCGUUAAUUCUGAGAAUACCACUGGAUUCUGUGUUCCAUGGACAUUUGGGAUUGCAGUUCCCAUUGUGAUUUGAUUGGUUCUCAGUCGAAUGGAUCACUUUGAAGGAAGGUUGUGGUUAUCACCAUUAUACCACUGAGAUAAAGUGUUAGCAAAGUAUGGCUCAGCUUAAUUUAUGAUAUGACCAAGAGCUUUUCUCUUCCAAAAGAUGAAUUUUAUUGUAAAUAGUUUCUCAAAAUAUUUUUAACUGGAUCAUGAGCAUGGGGAGAGAAAGUUUCUCAGCUGCUAAGAAUUUCCCCACUGUUUACUACUUUCACUUACAGUGGUAUUGCAUAUAAGAUGACAAAAUUUAAGGUUUUAUUUGUAUCUAUUACCCAAACCAUCAAGUUGUCUUUAAUUUCAUCAUGUCUUGGAGGUCCAGUGCAUAAAGGGCUGAUAGAGGAACACUCCCUCUAACCAGUCAGCACGCUACCCAGGAUUGAGACCGUCCCAUCAAGUAGUAUCUGAAGUCAAAUCUUUGUACUCUUCCAGACCAAACAGUGAAAUGGAUUCAUUCAUAUAAAAUUCUAUAAAUCCUGUAAGUGGAAAGAUAGACAACUGUCAGCAGUUGCUUUUAAAAAGGUCACUAUAAUAAGUACUAUAUAGUACAGUAUUAAUUUAUAGCAGGAAAUCAUAUCUUGUAAACUGUAUAUAAAACACUGUUUUAUGGUGCAAUCAUUUGUCAAACUUUUGUCUGUUACAUUGUUUUUAGAGUGUGUGCAUUCUUCUCAUACCUAAGAACAUCACUGUAAAAUCUGCUGAAAACUAUUUAUAGGUUUUAUUUGCACAAGACUUAAAUUAGUUUGGAAUUUUUGGAAGCUCCUAUUGAACAUGCCUAAACAUCUGUAAACAUGAAAAAUCUUCAGUUCAUUAAAAGCAAACAUUUCAGUAUGAUUCUUUCCAAAGGUAAUCCAUGUUCUAUGUUGUUAAUGUGUGUAUGUAAUUUUUCUGACUCGUCUUCUUAUCCUAUUUUCUCUUCCAUUUGUUUUGUUUUUGAAGGAUGGCUCUUUUUUUUUUUUAAAUGUUCUAAAUGACCAAAACACUUCAUUGAUUUUUACCCUUUUGCCUAAAGCUUUGAUAUCCCUGCUUGAUGUUCUGUGAAUUCACUGUUUAAUAUCUUAAGUAAAAUAAUAGUCCUGGUGACAUACAGUCUAUUGAUUUAGAGAAAAGGCCCUGAAAAAGUAUUGGAAACUAACUUUAGAUAUACUUUUAGCUAUUAUUUUGCAUCGUGGGCUUCAUGGGAAGAACAUGUUGCAUUUAUUUUGUCUUUAUUAAAAGACUACUAGCCACAAGUUACUCCGAUUGUAGUAACUGUUUUAUCAACCCACUUUGAUCUUCUUUUAAAAAUUAAAUUUACAUUCACAGUUCAAAACAGUAAGCUGUCUUUCAGAACUAAUUUUUGAAGGAUAAAAAUAUAUGAAGGAAAAACAUGGCCUGUGUAGGUUGGAUUCCCUACACAGGACUUACUAGUUGUAUCACCUCAAGAGAUUUUAGAGUUUGUGAUCAAGGUCUGUAUAUUACCCCAAAUUUUAUUAAGAAUUGUUUUCUAAUUGGUUAUAACAUUUUUCACUUAAUAGUUUCAAAACAAAUUGUUAAUACAAACUGUAUAAAAUGAACAUAAUUUUCUUCACUUGUAUUUUUGUUAUUGAGCAAGUUUAUCAAAAUAAAUUGUCUACUAAAGAAACUAAAAAGGCUCCUAUUGCUUUGAAAUAAGCUUUGAUUUUAAAAAUUCAUUUCAGAAGUUGAUUUCUUACAGAGGUUUUACAUAUUCACGCAGUGGGACUGCUCUGCCCCGUGGUCUUACUCUGUUAGCCUUGGCAGGGGGAGAUCUUGCUCUUCUUCCUACUCCCACCCCCAGCUCCCUCCUCGGGAAGAGAUGCUGGUAAUAUUCCAGAAUAUGGAUUAGGGCAUGUUUACCAGUAAGAAGAGUCAAUCAGCACUAAGAGCCCACACAUAUGUGGCUCUCUCUUCUGCGUCAUGAUUUUAUGAACAGAGAUCCACUGAGCCAAGGCCCUCAAAGCCAGCCGUCUCGCCUUUCUCCCUCGCACAUCAACCUAGGACCGUUCGUCUUUGCUUCAGUCUUCUCUGUUUCUACUUCACUGCAGGCCAAAGGAUUUGGCUUCCAAAAUUUUAAAAUUUGGGUUGAAGGAGAGGACAGAGGGCUCAAGUCUUUAGAGUCAUACAUGUGCUCCGUCACAGCCUUACUGUAGCUUUCUCGAGCGGUCUCAGGAUUAGCCCAGCCGAAUAAUCACUAAUAAAGCACUACAUUUGCCCUUUGCUGCUGUUUCUUCUUUAUAACGGCCCUUCCAGGAACCUCUUGGGGAGUUGGAAGAUAAAGGCAAAGUAGGAUUUGGAUGUUCUUGAGUUCUGGAUCAUAAAGGCAUCUUAUUUUCUUAGGGUGCCAGUCACCCCCAUUUGCCUGAGGCUGAGGGGUUUCCUGGGAAAUGAGACUUUUGGUGUUCUAACUGGGAAAGUUCCAGGCAAAAGGGAUGAGCUGAUCACCUAUCUUCACACUAUCCAAAUCUACCCUGGUGUAUAACACAGAUGAGAAGUAUUUGAAGAAUUCUAUGAACAUUACUGAAGAGGUCAGUUGGAAAUUGUAAUGGUAGACGUACACAACUUGUAAGAGAGUGGGAGAAAACACUUUUCCUUCUCUUUGGUAAUACCUUACAAAAAAACAGACUAGCUUUAAAAACAACGUGAGGGUACCUGGCUGGCUCAGUUGGUGGAGCAUACAAUUCUUGAUCUCGAGGUCAUGAGUUCAAGCCCCACAUUGGGGCCAAGAAAACCACAAUAACAUGAGUCCAUAGACACCUCAUUUGACUUAGUCUUCCGCUAACUCUGUUCUAACUACUGUAUGAGGAGAUUAUAGGAAAAACACCAAGACUAGAAGACUCCUCUCCUGCAAAGUCAACUCUUCUGGGUCCCAGUUACCCAGCAACAAAAUAAAAGUAGGUAUUUAUAAAUGGUAUCAAAGACAGAAAGCAUAAUGCUGUAUUAUUUUUUUAGAGUUUUGGUUCUUUUCCCAGGAGGAGAAAACAAUGGGAUGGUAUUUUCAAGCAUAUUCAAGUUUUCUACAAUUCAGCCUCAGUUCCACACGCAGACGGACGACCCAAGAUUAAAUUUCAAGAGGAGAUUUUUCAUGAGACUCAAGAUUUUAGAGCUGGAUGAAAUACAAAAGAGCGCAUCCAGUGUUUCCAUUUUCCAGAUGAAGAAAUCAAGGCCUCAGAAGAGCAGACUGUCUUCCCCGAAGUCACACAAUAGCAAAGCAGGCACCCCACACAGGAAGAAAUGUCUGUGACAAAAAAGUCCUCGGACAGUUGACCUAGGACAGCUAGCUGUUUGUGUUCUAUAGUAUCUGAACCAGUCUAACUUCCGCUAAUCUCCAUCUGUCCCAUCCCACUAAUUUCUACCAAAAUUACCUUAACCCAAAAGAAAGCAUAUCAUUUCUUUGAGUUCCUGUCAUUCCCAUUCUACAGAAUGAAGUGCAAACUUCUUCAGCCUUGCUUCCUGAUCUGGCUUCAGUCCGUCUCUUCCGUCUUUCUACCAUUGUAUCUCUUCACCUUACACAGCCAAACUAGCUCGUCUCCAUUCUUGCACUACACCUGCUCUUUGUCUUGGCUGUGACUGCACUACCUCCUCCUCCUCGCAGUUGUCCCUAGUCCUGCUCAUAUUUGAAACAUAGCUCAUUUUUUUGUGCUUUCUCUUUGGCUUCUACCUCUAAUAGAACUUAUUUGAGGAUUCAAGACUAGGACCUUUACUACUCAAGACCCUUUGUGGACUGAAGACCCUUUCCUACCGAGUUCAUAGUGCUCCACUGUCGAUACCAACCCAAAGAGGACCAGGAUGAUGCAAGCACCCUGUCGAUCCUGAGAGAACUCUCUGGAGGCUUCUUCAAGCUUUCAGGUUCUCAGCUAUCUUGAAGCCAUAUAUUUGAAAUAAAAAUCUCACAGUGCACAAAGAUGUAAAACAGUGUUCAUUGCAACAUCGCUUUUAAAAAAUUUAUUUCUCACAGUUCUGGAGGCUGGAAAUCCAAGAUCAGGGUGCCAGCGUGGUCCGGAAAUAAGCUUUGGGGGUUUUUAAAAUGGCUACACAUAUUAGUCCUGUCUUCCAUGGUCAAGAUAAUACGUUUCUGGAAGAUCACUGCCUGAGGAGAAGCAAUGACAAAGACCCAAAGAAGCGACCAGUCCAGAAGGACCUUUGUGGACGUGGCCAAAAUCCCGACAAUGGACUACUGGUUACACAUGUUAACCAGACACAGGACUUACUGAGGCUGCAGGGAGACGAGACCCAACCCUCGGCUUGGGAGGACUCGGAAGACUGGCUUUCGACGCGCAGUUUACAGUCUGAGAGGCUCACCUUGGCUGACCUGCUUAGCCAGGGCACCGCCGUGCUGGAGGAGGGCAGCAAUAUCACGAGGAAAGUGCACUUCUCUACCCAGAUCAUCCGCCAGUUCGAAUCCAAGCUUUCUGAGGCUGUGGAACUCUAUCAGCAGAGAAUCCAGUGGCUCACAGAAAACAGCAGGAAGGUAUUUGGCCUCGUCAAGGGAGCCAGAGUCGGCAUUGUCAUUGAUGCGUCAGCCGUCAGCAGUGGCUCUCAGGAAGAGGAGUUCCAAAAUGACUUCCUGAGCCUCGUUGACGAGCAGCUGAGCCACAAGGAGAAGCUCUAUGUCCUGUCCUUCGGCUCCACCGCCAGCGCCCUCUGGCCAGAACCGGCGGAAGUCAGCUCCUCCACCCUCCAGGAACUGAAACUCUGGGUGAAGAAGCUACGGCCUGAGGGAGGCAGCAAUUUGCUACAAGCCCUGAGGAAGAUCUUCACCCUGAAGGAGCUGAAUUCUCUGGUGACCAUCAUGAGAAGCUGCCCAGAUCAGCCUUCUGAAGUUCUGUCUAACUACAUCCAACAGUCCACCUUGGGAAGGGGCCUCAUCACCCACAUCAUCACCUACAAAUGUAACAAUCAAGUCCCCCUUGCUGUCCUAAAGAACCUUGCAGAAGCUCUUGGGGGCUACUACCACUGCUACAGCCCAGAAACAGAGGUCUACACUAGCUGGGACACGGACCGGCUGCUGGCAGAAAUCCAGAAAGCCCAGAGCCUCCUGGGCCACAUCCAAGCCUUGCGCCAUAGGACCCCCUGUGAGGAACUAACCAGCAUGAUGAAGGAGAUUUCCACAGAGAUUGCAAAAGGGCCACUCACAGGUCUCUUGCCUAAACCCCCAAAGCAUGAGGGUCCCCUCACAAUUGAGUUCCCAAACUUGGACAAGACUUCUGCAGAAUGGCUAAAGAUCAAUGGCCUAAAAGCCAAAAAGCUAAGCCUUUAUCAGGUUCUGGCACCCAAUGCAUUCUCUCCUGUGGAGGAAUUUGUGCCCAUUCUCCAGAAAACAGUCUCUUCAACUAUCCAUGAGAAGGCAAUGGUACAGUUUGAAUGGCAUGAUGGGACAGUGAAGAAUGUUCACGUGGACCCACCCUUCCUCCAUGAGUACCAGAAACAGCUCAGCAGAGCUCUUCGGACAUACGAGAGACGGAUCGAGUGGCUCUCCCUGGCCAGCCGAAGAAUCUGGGGCACCGUCUGCGAAAAAAGGGUGGUUAUACUGCUGGAUAUCUCUGUGACCAAUUCCAUGUACAUUAUUCAUAUCCAGCACUCCCUGCGGCUUCUGCUGGAGGAGCAGUUGUCCAACAAAGACUGCUUCAACAUCAUCGCAUUUGGAAGUACGAUUGAAAGUUGGAGGCCUGAGAUGGUUGCUGUGAGCCACGAAAACCUACAAAGUGCCUGGCGGUGGGCACUGAGCCUGCGGUGUCAGGGAAGCCGGAAUGUCCUCAGCGCCCUGCGGAAGGCUGUGGAAGUGGACUUCAAGGACAAAGACAAAUACCAGUCCCAGGGCAUCUACCUCUUCACAGGAGGCAUCCCUGACCAGGACAUGCCCCUGCUCAGCGCCUACAUGGCUGAGGCCUGUGGGGGCUGCGACCUCCAGCUGAACGUGUGUCUCUUCUACGUGGGCGAGCCUCAGAUGGACCUCACGCCCCCGGCCCACUAUGCCAGCCGCACUGACACAGCCGCCGCCUACCGGGAGGUCACCCAGGCUACUGCAGGACGCUUCCACUGGUUUGGAGACACAGGUAUUUUCGAAAGCGAUGACAUCAACGCCAUCAUGUCCGAGAAGGAAAAGGCUUUCAACUACUCCCAAAAGUGUGCCUUACUGGUGUCUUCCCUGAAGAAACAGUCUGGAAAAGAACUGGAAAGCGCAGUUCUCCUGAAGGAAAAGCCGAAGUUAUUCAAGCAAAGAAGUCAGCCCAAGAAAGUCUUUUCCUCCAAACCCGCCGCUGCCUCAGUGGCCAGAAUGAGCCUUAAAGAUGACCCCGACAGAGAGAAGAGCUCCCCCCUGCACACUCUGACUUGGCGGCCCCCCAGCGGCAGAGCAGGCGUCCCACCAGCUGCAGCCCGGCCUGUGAGAGAAGGUCCUGCAAAACGGAGGAGGAAGACCGCGCGGAGGGAAGCAGAGACCUCUCUCUCCCUUUUUUAUACAGAAUCGGGGAAUAACGUGGGCUUCGUAUACAAGAAGUACCCUCAAGGAAGGGGCAUACGAAGGGUCAGCACGUCCAUCCAGUUGCCCAGGAAGGAUACAGUUUGCUCAAGCCAAGAGUGGGUAGCAAAUUAUGGGCUAAAAAAACUGAAUAUGGAAAUCUCCAGAUACAUGGGUCCCAGCUGCACUCAUCAGAAGUCAGUCCAGGGGCUGGUGGCAGCCAAAUACUGCAGCAUCCUGCCCAGCAUAGAAAUCAACGGGAUAGUGAGACACAUCCACUGGACGCCCAGGGAAAUGGAAGCGUACAUCACGAGCCUAGAGAAGGUGAUGAGGCGCUAUGUCCAGAGGCUGCAGUGGCUGCUGUCCGGGAGCCGCCGACUGUUUGGUGCCGUGUUGGAGAGCCGAGUGUGCAUCCUGGUGGACACAUCGGGGUCUGUGGGCCCCGCCCUGCAGCAGGUGAAGACGGAGCUGAUCCUGCUGAUUUGGGAGCAGCUGCGGAAGCACUGUGACAGCUUCAACCUGCUCAGCUUUGCGGGGGACCUGCGACUGUGGCGGGACACUCUGGUGGAGACCACCGACGCGGCAUGCCACGAGGCCAUGCAGUGGGUGACCCGCCUGGGCGCUCAGGGCGGCACCUCCAUCCUGCAAGCGUUACUGAAAGCUUUCAGUUUUCCUGAUGUGGAAGGAUUGUACCUCCUGACUGACGGGAAGCCAGAUACAAGCUGCAGCCUUAUUCUGAGCGAAGUCCAAAGACUCAAGGAGCAAAGAGAUGUGAAAAUCCACACCAUUUCCCUGAACCGCUCAGGCGGGACAGCGGCUGACUUCCUGAGAAACCUGGCCACCCUCACUGGGGGCCGCUACCACUGCCCCGUUGACGAGGACACACUCCUCAGAAUCCACGGCCUAUUGACCAAGGGUUUCGUGGACGAAAGGGAUCCCGUGUUGCCACCGUUUGAAGGAGAUGAUUUAAGGAGAUUGGCCCAGGAGAUCACCAAGGCCAGAAGAUUCCUCUGGAAGGCCCAGUCCUUCAGGUCCCAACUCCAGAAGAAAAACAACAAAGAACCAAAUGUUACUCCUCUUUAGACAAGUGUUCUCAGCCACAGAACUGUCACUCCCUGGGAAGCUCUGCAUCACGCCCUGCCUGGAACACUCUCUCCCCACCCUCUGCCCGGUGACUCCUGCUCAUCAGUGAAGACACAGCUCCAAUGGCAUCAGCUCCACUGUGAAGAGGCCCCUGAGACCCACCAAGAGCUGGGACCCUCCUGCCUUCCUUCCAUUGUGUCCUGGCCAGACAACACUUUCCAUAGCCAUGACACUGACCACUUAUUACACCCAGCACUCCGUGGCAUGCUUCCUUGCUUCCCUGCCCACUUGUCUUGACUGUGUGCUCCCAGGAUGAG